GCCAGACGACAUUCAAAGUCGUUAUUCAAACUUCAACACUCAUAAUCCAAUUUUUCCUUACAUUUUUUAAUUCUACACUACGCCAUACAAAACUCAUAAUCCAAGACCCAAAUCACUCACAUUUAUUUCCUUCUUUUUUCUCCUUUAUUUUUCCUCUCCUCAUUCCCCUAUACGAAUUGUUCCUCAUUUUCCUAUUUCAUUUCUUGAGUUCUAACCCAACUCAUUUUUCUGGAUUCCUGAGGAUUUUUCAUUCAGAUAAAAAAACUAUUUUAAAGAAAUUUUUAGCAGUAUUAGUGAUGACAAAAUUCAUUCUUUUUAUUUUGUUGUUUAUAUUCUUGUUUUCCUCUGGUUUUGUUGCCUGUGGAGGAUUUUACAGUUUCCAAAAGCUGAAUUCUAGUGUUUCAGGUAUUGAAUUCCCUAACCAUCCAAGCUUUAAUGCUGUUUCUUCUUCAGCUGACUCAGAUUGCAAUUAUGGAGUUUCUCAAAAAUCAACCACUCAUUCAAUAGAUGGAGAAGAUGAAGAAGUUUCCAUUUUUGGAAACCCAAAAAAAGAAGCUGUAAAGUUUCAGUUAAGGCACAGAUCAGCUGGUAAAAAAACUGAGGCUAAAGAUUCAGUCUUUGAGUCAAGAGCAAGGGAUUUAAGCAGAAUUCAAACAUUGCAUACAAGAAUUGUAGAGAAGAAAAAUCAGAAUUACAAUUCGAGACUUGCAAAAAAUGAUAAAAAACAUAAGCCUGUGAUUGCUCCGGCAGCAGCCUCGCCGGAAUCUUAUGAACUUUCCGGCAAACUAAUGGCAACUUUGGAGUCAGGUGUAAGCCUUGGCUCUGGAGAGUAUUUUAUGGAUGUCUUUGUUGGUACACCACCUAAGCAUUUUUCUUUAAUUCUUGAUACUGGUAGUGAUCUUAAUUGGAUUCAAUGUGUUCCUUGCUUUGAUUGUUUUGAACAAAAUGGACCCCAUUAUAAUCCUAAAGACUCUACUUCCUUUAGAAAUAUAAGUUGUCAUGAUCCUAGGUGUAAAUUUGUUACAUCCCCUGAUCCUCCUCAGCUUUGUAAAUCUGAGAAUCAAACUUGUCCUUAUUACUAUUGGUAUGGUGAUAGUUCUAAUACUACUGGCGAUUUCGCGCUUGAAACGUUUACUGUUAACCUCACGACGAUGAGUGGGAGUGAAUUUAGGGAAGUGGAAAAUGUGAUGUUUGGUUGUGGUCAUUGGAAUAGAGGAUUAUUUCAUGGUGCUGCUGGUUUGUUAGGAUUAGGGAGAGGGCCGCUUUCGUUUGCUUCUCAGCUUCAAUCUUUAUAUGGUCAUUCGUUUUCGUAUUGUCUUGUUGAUAGGAAUAGUAAUUCUAGUGUUAGUAGUAAACUGAUUUUUGGUGAAGAUAAGGAUGUUUUGAAACAUCCACAGUUGAAUUUUACUUCAUUAGUUGGAGGCAAAGAAGUGGAAACUUUCUACUAUGUGCAGAUAAAAUCUGUCAUAGUUGGAGGAGAGGUGCUGAAUAUACCCGAGGAGACGUGGAAUUUGUCUCCAGAAGGUCUUGGUGGUGCAAUCAUUGAUUCAGGUACCACAUUGAGUUAUUUCGCGGAUCCUGCUCAUGAGAUUAUAAAAGAGGCAUUUGUCAAUAAGGUUAAGGGCUAUCCUGUUGUACAAGACUUUCCUAUUCUGAAUCCAUGCUACAAUGUGUCUGGUGUGAAGAACAUGGAAUUUCCCUCGUUUGGAAUCGUGUUUGGUGAUGGAGCUGUCUGGAAUUUUCCAGUAGAAAACUACUUCAUCAAACUCGAACCAGAAGAUAUCGUUUGUUUGGCUGUUUUAGGGACUCCUCAAUCUGCUUUGUCGAUAAUUGGAAACUAUCAACAGCAGAAUUUUCACAUCUUGUAUGACACCAAGAGGUCCAGACUGGGAUAUGCACCAACAAAAUGUGCUGAUUCUUGAAAUUUUAUGUACAGUAUUCUUGGGGUGGAAGUUGGGAAAAUUGUGUUCAUUAUUUCCUGAACUUAUAACAGUUCAUAUACAUUGUAGGUUAUACAUUAAUUUUUUCCCCUUAGUUGUUUUUUAACUGUAGAUGAUUUUAUGUUGCUUGACAGAAACUGUCAACUAUGUAAGAAAAUUGUAAUAGGAGGUUUUCUCACAUUAUGAAAGUAUGAAUCAUUGCUUUUUA
Messenger RNA from Nicotiana tabacum (common tobacco), 2148 nucleotides. Its product is annotated as aspartyl protease family protein 2-like. The record is from RefSeq and is a predicted model, not a curated record. NCBI's taxonomy places the organism in Eukaryota, Viridiplantae, Streptophyta, Magnoliopsida, Solanales, Solanaceae. Gene Ontology annotation, molecular function: aspartic-type endopeptidase activity. Gene Ontology annotation, biological process: proteolysis.